Molecule: messenger RNA, 2227 nt
Organism: Hylaeus volcanicus
Lineage: Eukaryota; Metazoa; Arthropoda; Insecta; Hymenoptera; Colletidae
Gene: Phm
Product: peptidylglycine alpha-hydroxylating monooxygenase
Exons: 3
Coding region: 118-1125 (335 amino acids)
Biological process (GO): peptide metabolic process
Cellular component (GO): extracellular region; membrane
Molecular function (GO): copper ion binding; oxidoreductase activity, acting on paired donors, with incorporation or reduction of molecular oxygen, reduced ascorbate as one donor, and incorporation of one atom of oxygen
Source: RefSeq, a predicted model, not a curated record
UAUGUUCCCGGGGUACAGUAUACGUGGGACCAAACAAUAUCGAUCCGAAGUAUCUGAUAGACUGAUGGGAAUUUCCAUGUAGUUAUUCAUAAUACUUUGCUAAGAGUUAAUAAAAAAAUGAAAGGAAAGUACGCGUUCGUUAGUUAUAUUGUACUCGUGAGUUUAUUCAAGUGUACAAAGUGUCACAGUGUCGAGAAAUAUUCGUUGCUUAUGCCAAAUGUUAGACCAAACAGAGAAGAACUGUACUUAUGUACAUCUGUUAAAGUAGAUCCUUCCCAAAAUUAUUAUGUCAUAGGUUUUGAACCAAAUGCAACAAUGGAUGUUGCUCAUCAUAUACUUUUAUAUGGUUGUGGCAAACCAGGCAUGUCGAAGACUGUUUGGAAUUGUGGAGAGAUGGGGCACGGUAUGGACAAGAACGAGGACACAAUGGCUCCAUGUGCAGCAGAAUCUCAAGUAUUGUAUGCUUGGGCAAGAGAUGCACCAAAAUUGAUUUUGCCGAAGGGGGUAGGCUUCAAGGUUGGUGGGGAUUCCUCGAUUAAGUACUUGGUUCUACAGGUUCAUUAUGCACAUAUCGAUAUGUUUAAAGAUGGUAGAACAGAUGAUUCCGGUGUAUUUCUUCAUUAUACAUUACGUCCGUUAAAUAAGAUAGCUAGUGUUCUCAUUAUGGGAACUUCUGGUUUGAUACCUCCAAAGAGUACAACAUACAUGGAAACAGCCUGUAUGAUAAAUGAAAACAAAACUAUCUAUCCUAUCGCGUAUAGAACGCAUACACAUUCACUUGGAAAGGUGGUUUCUGGAUAUUUGAUAAAACCAGACUUUACAUGGAUAGAAUUAGGCAGAAGGGAUCCUCUGACUCCUCAAAUGUUUUAUCCUAUACACAAUAAGGUUGCAGCUACUCAAGGCGACCAAAUAGCGGCUCGAUGUACUAUGCAAAGUACGCGCGAUAGAUGGACGAUCAUAGGUGCAACUAAGGAAGACGAAAUGUGCAAUUUUUAUCUAAUGUAUUACGUUGAAAACGACGAACCAUUAUCUAUGAAAUACUGUUUUACACCCGGACCUCCCGAUUAUUACUGGAAAAAGGCUGGACUCUUCAACUACCCUGAUAGAGAAGCAUCUAGUUUAUAAUGAAGUAGUCUUAGUUAUCUGAUUUAGAAAAUUGGUACACACGCAAGACUGUUGAUAAUGGAACAGAUUUUGACACAAGUAUUUUAUCCAAUCGGUGUUGUAAAAUGGAUCUUGUUUCCUAACGUAUCACUUCAAGUUCAUUAGACAAUUGUGACAAUCCCUAAAUUAAAAUUAUUUUUUAGUUAUCGAUCGUUUAUUUUUCCAUUGCUUGAUUUUUUAGAUUGAAGUUAUUUGCACUCGAAUAUUUAAUUAGUUAUAAAUGUCUUCUCGUCGAUAUAAUAAUAAAUAGGUAUUCCACUUAAUUUCGUCUAAUAUCAGAAACAUUAUGAUGGUUGAACGAGGUAAGAUUACUGUAAAAUUGUUGGCCUAUGAAAAGCAAGGUUUAAUAUUUUCAUUAUUUCUGUUUAUUUAUUGAUCGCCAAUACGUACUCGUGAUUAUUGCCCAUGUACAAUUCUUUACAGCUGCUAAAAUAAUUUAUUUUACGUAUAUUUUAGUAUUAUUUCCUUUAACUCAGUAUUUUAGAGAUGGUAACAAAUAAUUCGAAAAUUUGGUACUGAAGUCUGUACAAAUUUUCCAUAGUACUUGUUUUGUAAGUUUUUAUAUAUUUCCAUACAUCCAGCGACAAUGUUGUAAGGAAAUGAAGAAUCACGAUGAAAUGAUCGUGUAUAUAAGUAAUAAUGCGAAUAAUUUUAACUAAUAAUAUUUUUUUGAAUUAAAUGUGUUUAAGAUGCUAGAAAGAAAUUUCAGAUAAAGUAAUCUUCCUGGUGGUUAGAGCAUAUAUUUGAAGUUAACUAAAACAUGUUCGUGCAAUAUCGGUUACGAUACGAUAUAUUCAAAGAAACAAGAGAAUAUAAAAAAGCGCGGUAAAUCACGAGGAAGAUUACUUAAUUGCAAUAUUUUUGUUAAACUGGGCAGUGCUCUGAAACUACAUAUAAUAGCAUUUGUUUAAUACCGAUUGACUGAAAGUAAAACAUAUAUUUUCCAUGUUGUUCUAUCGUAUAACUAUAUGUACAUCUAAAUACAAUUGACCCUUUGACUGCGGAGGACCCGUGUAUACAUACCUGUAUUAUAUUCUAUUUAUUAAAUUUAUUUUUAUAAUAA